Messenger RNA from Macaca mulatta (Rhesus monkey), 3522 nucleotides. The record is from RefSeq and is a predicted model, not a curated record. Lineage: Eukaryota; Metazoa; Chordata; Mammalia; Primates; Cercopithecidae.
GCGCACACGCGCGAUCCACGGCCACGCCCGCACACACUCGACACACAGGGCAUUCGAGGGUCCGGUUGCCAUGGCAAGCAGGAGCGCACUCGGCGGCCAGCUGUCUGACGUCACCAAGCACGGGGGCUGGGGCUCGGGGCUCGGCUCCGGGAGAGCUCGGGCGGGAGCCCAGAGAGAGCCGCACGGGGACCUCAAGCCAGACCCCAGCGUCCCGCCGCCACCUCGGCCCGGGCCCGCCCCGCCCCGGCCCCGCCCCUUUCCAGCCCGCCCCACCCCCUCUACGCCCCUCCGCCCGGACCCCGCCCCCUGGGCAGCCCCUCCGCCCUCUCCGCCCGGGCCCCGCCCCCUCCCCCUGGCCCUCGCCACCGGUCCAGGGAGGGGACGGCGGGACAGGCGGGACCGGUGGGACCAGCGGGAGGGCGGACAGGGCGGGGACAUGGCCGCGGCGCCGGGAGGGUCAGCGCAGCCUGCUGGCCCCGGCCCGCGCCUGGGUUUCAGCACCGCGGACAGCGGCGUCGGCAUGAGCGGGCUACAUCCCGGCCCCGCCGUGCCCAUGAAGGACCACGACGCCAUCAAGCUCUUCGUGGGGCAGAUCCCGCGGGGCUUGGACGAGCAGGACCUCAAGCCGCUGUUCGAGGAGUUCGGCCGCAUCUACGAGCUGACGGUGCUGAAGGACCGGCUCACCGGCCUCCACAAAGGCUGUGCCUUCCUCACCUACUGCGCCCGGGACUCUGCUCUCAAGGCCCAGAGUGCACUGCACGAGCAGAAGACCCUGCCAGGGAUGAAUCGUCCGAUCCAAGUGAAGCCAGCUGCCAGUGAGGGCCGAGGAGAGGACCGAAAGCUGUUUGUGGGGAUGCUGGGCAAGCAGCAGGGUGAGGAGGACGUCAGACGCCUGUUCCAGCCCUUUGGCCACAUCGAGGAGUGCACGGUCCUGCGGAGUCCUGACGGCACCAGUAAAGGCUGUGCCUUUGUGAAGUUCGGGAGUCAAGGGGAAGCUCAGGCGGCCAUCCAGGGUCUGCACGGCAGCCGGACCAUGGCGGGCGCCUCGUCCAGCCUCGUGGUCAAGCUGGCGGACACUGACCGGGAGCGCGCGCUGCGGCGGAUGCAGCAGAUGGCCGGCCAGCUGGGCGCCUUCCACCCCGCGCCACUGCCGCUAGGGGCCUGCGGCGCCUACACCACGGCGAUCCUGCAGCACCAGGCGGCCCUGCUGGCCGCGGCACAGGGCCCAGGCCUAGGCCCGGUGGCGGCAGUGGCGGCCCAGAUGCAGCACGUGGCGGCCUUUAGCCUGGUGGCUGCUCCUCUGUUGCCCGCGGCAGCAGCCAACUCCCCGCCCGGCAGCGGCCCUGGCACUCUCCCAGGUCUUCCGGCGCCCAUCGGGGUCAAUGGAUUCGGCCCUCUGACCCCCCAGACCAACGGCCAGCCGGGCUCCGAUACGCUCUACAAUAACGGGCUCUCCCCUUACCCAGCCCAGAGCCCUGGCGUGGCUGACCCCCUGCAGCAGGCCUACGCUGGGAUGCACCACUACGCAGCAGCCUAUCCGUCGGCCUAUGCCCCAGUGAGCACAGCUUUUCCCCAGCAACCUUCAGCCCUGCCCCAGCAGCAGAGAGAAGGCCCCGAAGGCUGUAACCUCUUCAUCUAUCACCUGCCUCAGGAGUUUGGUGAUGCGGAACUCAUACAGACAUUCCUGCCCUUUGGAGCCGUUGUCUCUGCUAAAGUCUUUGUGGAUCGAGCCACCAACCAGAGCAAGUGUUUUGGGUUUGUUAGUUUUGACAAUCCAACUAGUGCCCAGACUGCUAUUCAGGCAAUGAAUGGCUUUCAAAUUGGCAUGAAGAGGCUCAAGGUCCAGCUAAAGCGGCCCAAGGAUGCCAACCGGCCUUACUGACCUGCUCUCACCGACCAGCCACAGAAAGAAACGGAAGAGUGAGAAGAAAGGAGAGGAAAAGCACAGAAACGCUUGAGCAGCCCUUCCCAAAGGAGCAGCUGCGGACAGACGGAGGUGGAUCGGACCCAAGGCUGGUGCCUGGGGCUAAGGCCACUCUAAGGAUUGUUUUUAUCAAGUGGGUUGUUCUGUGCCUGCAGCAUAGAGCGCAGGCUGGCAGAGCAACUAGGGCUGGUGAAGAGUGACUGUCCAGGGGAACCAGCAGAGGGCGUUGGGGGUGCCAAGGGCUUCUCCACAAGGGAAGCCCAGAUUCACUUCUUACAAAAUCAUAUCAUUCCUUAGAGUUUAGGGACCAAAGGACUAUUGCUUUUUUAAGAAUAUAUAUAUCUAUAUAAAUUAAAACAAAGAAACAAACAAAAAGACAAACAACAACAAAAAAAGACAGUAUAGAGUCUCAUAAAAGCUGCCUUUAAAUAUCCCUAGGAGACAGGGUGAAGGAGACCCUUGACAGCCCCAGCCUAGGCAGAGGGAGGCUGUGGAAAGAUUGUUCUGUGUCUCAUUCCCUCUGAAGCCACUCCCCGACCCUUCCCCUUUAAAAAUAAUUAAGGAUUUGAGGUCUAGGCUCAUAUGCAGGUAAUGAGAAAGUUAUAGAAGCAGUGAACCCACAAUCCACAAUCCUCAAACUCAGAGUGCAUCCCGGAAGAGGCCCCAGGCGGAGCUCAGGUCCGCCCUGGCCUUUGCCAUCCCAGGAGGCCCCCUAGCCAGCAAGAGUGGGACUGCCUUUCCUGUGGAACCACUGCUUCCCCAGGCAGGAAGAAAGAGGGAGUUCUGGCCACCUGAGCCUUUCCCUUGCCAAUCCAGGUAGACAGAGGCCCUGCCUUUGGCUGAGCUGAGACACCUCUUGUUUCCCUUCCCCUUGAACCAGUCCCAAUGUCCCCUUGCUCCAGGCUACCUUCUGUCUCUUAGUCUAAGUUUGCCCACCUGUAAAGUAGAUUCAGGAUAUCUGUACAGGGCUGUGACAACAGACUUGGAAGGUUUGCUACUGUAUAUACUGCCAUUGAGAAGGGGAAAUUUUUCAACAUGUAGAAGCUUCAGAAUUAGAGGUCCCUCUUUACCCCGGACCUGAGAGGAAAGUAGAUGUUUUGCCAAAAUACUACUUCAUUCCUUUAAAAAGUACAUCUUUCCUAUGCAAGAGUGUCUCACAUGUGCUUAACCGAGGUGCUUCUAGUUGGUGAGCAGUGUUGAGCUUAGAAGUGGUGUGUGCUCUGUCUGUCUGUCUUUGUCUGUCUGUUGUAUACAGUGGGUGCCAUAUAAAGCUGAUCAAUGGUGGUGCUUCCUGCCUGCUUCUGUGAGAUGGGCAAAAGAUUCAGCUUAGAACACCAUGACUCACCUUGCCUUGGUCAGCCUUUCCUGGGCCUGUAGGGCCUUGCACAUAUUUUUCCCAGGAGGAUUUCCCCUCCACCCCACAGACAUGGAUCAGCUUAGUCUGAGGCCCCAGCUGUGUGGGGUCACUCUAAUCCCCAGAUGUUGCUGAGGCUGAAGGCCUCUGAUCUGAUAACAUGUCAGAUAGUAAAAGAUGUGGGGGUGGGGUUGGAGGACUCCUCCUUCAUAACAGUUUCUAAGAAAACUUGUUCCCACCUGUU